Messenger RNA from Cylindrotheca closterium, 531 nucleotides. The record is from the annotation of a GenBank genome assembly. NCBI's taxonomy places the organism in Eukaryota, Bacillariophyta, Bacillariophyceae, Bacillariales, Bacillariaceae.
AUGACUUGCGGAAUUGCAAAUGUACUUGCUAUGCGCGAGAUGAUUGCUGCGGGAUACCGUAUUACCAUGGAUACUGAUUUUGACAAUGCCUUUGUUGUGCAUUGCGAUGGAGACAGAGAGAUGCGAUUUGUGAAUUGUAAGGGUGUGUAUGUGUUGGAGCAACUUGGAGCGGAUGUCGAACCAGGUGCCAAAGAGACAAGUGCGAUGUAUCGUUGCCAGGCUGCUGCUGAAGGUGUUACUUCUGUCAAGUUCUUUGAUAAGAAGAGAGAUUUGGAGACAUUUCAAGAUGACGAUCAAAUCACAGGAGUGGAUGACACGGAACAAGGUUACUUAGAAGAAGCCUUUGAUCAGGACUAUGAACCUAAUUUUGAAGAUGAAUGUGAUUUUAAUCUACAUGGACAAUUUGAUGAUAUUGAUGACUCUGAAAGAAAUGAGCUCUUGGCAGAUGCAGACAAUGAUGUUGAUGAUAUGCCAGAACUCACUGUCAGAUUCCAAGGGGAUGAUGACUAUGAAUCAGAUGACAACAAUUGA